AUGGUCCAGCUACCUCCCGACCUCGGGCUUAAGCUCUGUGUAGGAAUCUUCUUGUUAAGCGCGCUAUUCCUGACCACCUCCUACAACACCACCUUCGCUUUUGAUCGCCCAGUCAGCACGUCUAUCCUGGUCUGUUUCCUCACAGGAUUGACCUCCUUGAUAUGGAGUCGGUUCGUAUCAGUCGCGGCAUCGCCAUUAUCGCCCACAAGUAAACGGCCAGUUAUCCCUCUCGCGGAGCAGUUUGAGCUUCCCUCCAGGGCCUCGACCUCUUCUUUCCCCCUUGGCGAUUCGGACAGUCGCCCUCGGCUACAAUGCCAAUCUUUAAAGGUCGGCUCUUGGUGGGUAAACGUUGGCCUCUUGCUGGGUUUAUGUGGCUUGCGAAUUGAGUCGUUCCGCAAAGUUACCCGAAACACAGAAUGCGCGCCUGCUGGAUAUGCCUAUGCCAUCCCUUUCGUUAUUUCGCUCUACGACUAUUGGCGCAACCAGCGAUUACGCCAAGUGGAAAGAUAUGUUCCUACAAAACAAUUCGAUCAGCUGCCACUCCAGGUGGUCUACUCGUUUUCCCGUCGAAGCUUCCAUUAUCUUACGCAGAGCCGGUUUCGAGGUCUGAUUGCAGCAGCCUUUUUGUCCAUUGGGGGACUCCUGGCUUCAUCAUUUUCAGCUGGAAACCGCUCAACCUAUAUCUGCCCUAUUGUGUUACAUGGCGCAUCGCGAUUGCAAUCAUACAAGCUCUUCAACUUGUUUGCGGACUCCAUCUUACUUAUCGGUGUCACCGAGUUAUGCCGGAUUGGCGCGCAUUUUGACGAUGCGCGGAGAAAACGAGCCCUAACAUCCCUCGGGUUUGGUCUCCUGGUUAUUUCCCUGGUCUGGACUAUUAUAUCUAGGCUAAUGACAGGAAGCUAUGGUGAAUCCGCCGGUCCAUCAGUGUUGAAUCUGGAGUACUCGCGCAGUGCUUUCAACCAAUGUGUGUUGGUACUUCUCCUGAUUUUCUCAGCCUGGCAUAUGUUGCCGCAUUUUGACAUCCUCGGAGUAUCAAUCAUAGGCGGUUUCAUGACCUUAUACUUCUCCUCUCUAUCGAAUGUCGCCGGUGCACAAUCGCCCUUCCCAUUCACAUACCUGAUCCACGCUGUUAUCCCGUUAAUCGCAUCUUUAACGGGUGCUCUCCUUUUCCUUCUCGCACGAGUCGUAUAUAACGAAGAGCCAAGAUUGCACCACACCAACAUUGCCGUACAAGUUCUAUUUGCCUUGCUAUGUGGGAUCAGUCUCAUUUUUGCAGUGAGCAAGGAUCGUCUUGUUCACAUUCACCCGAUCGAUGUGCUCAUCCACAAUGGCAGCAUUCAGCAUGACAGCUACCUGGCGCAGGCGUCUAAUAGCAGUACCCUCGAAGAUGCUGUUUCAGAAUACAGGAGGCGAUAUAAUCAGCAUCCGCCACCGGGCUUUGACCAGUGGUAUCAGUAUGCCACUGUCCGAUCAUCAGUUAUUAUCGACGAUUUCGAUCAGAUAUACCAUGAUCUACUUCCCUUCCGAGCUCUGGCUCCAGAGCACAUACGGGCAAUGACGCACGAACUAGCAACGAACCCUUUCAAUGAUCUUGGUGGAAUUAUCGUUCGCAACGGCACAGCCAGGGUGCAAGAAGGCAUCAAACCUACUCACGCGUGGAUGGUCCAGGGUGCCGCAGACAUGAUGGAACCCUUUGCGAAAUAUCUCCCGGACAUGGACUUGGUGUUCAAUCUGAACGACGAACCACGCGUCGCAGUACCCUGGGAGAAGAUCUCAAUGCUGAGUCGCCAGGCCGAGAUGCAAGAACUGAUUCCGGAAGAGCGCGUAGUGAGGGCUUGGCCCAUCGACCGAGGGGACGCCUGGGCUCCGAUCGAACCAGCCGACCAAACCAACAUCACCGCGUUCACCGAUGGAGCAUGGAGGGAUGUCUUCGACCCAUACGUGAGCGCCGUCUGUCCACCUACAUCCAAGGCGCGCUCCCAACGGAUCUGGAAUCGCCACGACAUCUGUCAUUCAUGCGUGGCGCCGCAUUCUCUGGACCAGUUCCCGCUCAGUUUCAACGCCGCCUCCGAAAUCUGCCACCAGCCCGACCUCGCUUAUCUCCAUGGACUCCUGAUUUCCCCGGCCUCAUUCAAGGUGUCGCAAGAACUUGUCCCGGUAUUCAGCCAAAGCGCUCUCACUGGAUUCAACGAUAUCCUCUUCCCAAGUCCAUGGAACUACGUAGACAAAGCGAAGUACCAACCAACAGAAGAACACCCAGACCCAGACUACAGCCUCAAGAAGAACUCCCUCUAUUGGGUCGGCAGCACCUCCGAAGGCGUCAGCCGCUUCGGCGAAUGGAAAGGCAUGCCACGCCAACGCUUCGCCCACCUAAUCAACAACAACACCGAUAACCAAGUCUCCGUCCUCCUCCAAUCCGGCUCCGACUCCUUCCGCCACGAAAUAAUGGACGGCAACGCCCCAACAACAGACCUCCACCUCCAAACCUCCGUGCACAUCGCCGACCCAAUCGUCCGCUGCGACGACUGCGCCGAACAAGCCGCCGAGCUGGGCACCGUCGGCUGGACCGACUUCCAAGCACACUGGUCCCACCGCUUCCUCUUCGAUCUCGACGGCGCAGGCUUCAGCGGCCGCUUCCUGCCUUUCCUGCACAGUCACAGCUUACCACUCAAGACCGGCUUGUUCCGGCAGUGGUUUGACUCUCGCGUCACUUCGUGGCUGCACUUCGUUCCCGUUGAUAUCCGUCUUCACGGUUUGUGGAGUACGCUGGCGUACUUUGCUGGUGUGCCUGCGGCUGAUGAGGGUGGUGCGCAGAUGCGCAUGAAGGCGCAUGAUCAGGAGGGGAAGUGGAUCGCUGAGGAAGGGCGGAAGUGGGCGCAGACGGUGUUGAGGAAGGAGGAUAUGGAGAUCUAUUUCUUCCGGUUGCUUUUGGAGUGGGGUCGGCUUACGGAUGAUCAGCGUGAUGUUCUGGGUUUUGCAUGA
Messenger RNA from Penicillium bovifimosum, 2982 nucleotides. Its product is annotated as putative capsular associated protein. The transcript is spliced from 7 exons. Lineage: Eukaryota; Fungi; Ascomycota; Eurotiomycetes; Eurotiales; Aspergillaceae. The record is from RefSeq and is a predicted model, not a curated record. The coding region runs from base 1 to 2982 and encodes 993 amino acids.